UUGACUAAAAUAAGUUGCUAAUUAAUUUCUUCAGUAAUCUUUCUACGAUCUUAGGCUUUUUUUAUAAUUUGUUUCGCAUUUGAGGACACUUGGUUGGACGAAGAAAAUUAUUGAGUAAAAUGUAUAAAAGCAACGCCAAAAGGAAGCAUCUCUGAAAUAAAGAUGGUGCGUGUCGAAAUUCAACCAUUCCACGCUUCUCUUCGAACAAUGGCAACAACUUAUUCAAAGCUAAAGGAAUUAAUUACUCUAAGGGUCAGUAUGAGUGAUAUGCACAGCCAAAUACUACAUGCGAUGAAAGGUUUAUACCAAAACGAUAUCAACUCUGCCAGGAGAUACGAGCAAAUAACUACGAUUGGACAGCUUUUAAAGGUUUUGGAACUUAGAGAUGUAUUAUCUGAAGAAAAUAUUUUGCCAUUACAAGUGCUGGCUCAGAGACUUCCAGAUAAUAUGGAGGUAAUGAAUAGCAUCACUUGUUAUGAACCAAAUCCUGGACUGAAACAAAACAUAAAUCAAUAUGGAACCAAUCUAGAACAACAAAAUGGUAGACUAAUGACUUUUAAGUCUUUAGUUGAAGAUUGCGUUUCAUUGACAUGCAACUUAUUGUACAAAAAUGGCAUACACUCGAAAAAGCAAUGUGAUGUCAAAAUAAAAGAAAGAACGGCAUGGAGACUCGCUAACAGUGAAUCAUUUUCAAAACUAAAAGAAAGUGCUAUGGUUGUGACCCUGAGCAAACUCCUGAUGAUCUUGAUCCUGCAGCAAAUAGUGACAUCUAUUGAGGACGUCCAACUUUUUCUCGUUGCAUUAAUCUGUGUCGCUGCAGUCUUCUUCCGAUCAGCCCUGAACUCUCUCAUUGAAGAUCAUCAACAUUAUCAAAUUAUAGAUGGCAAAAUUACUGACGGUGUUAUAUCACUAUAUGGCCAUAAUCUCUCGUUGAUAUACCAUCCAUAUUAUCUUAUGAGAGCUAUACGAAAAAAAUACUUGACAAAAAAGGAUGAUGGCAAGACUCGCAAAUGGAGGGUCGGUAUAGAUGCAUGCAAAACUGUCUCGUUCUUCGAUAAGCUCUUGGAUUCCCGUUGGCUAGGGAUUGGAACAAGGAAGAAAAACUUGACAAGAAUUGUCACGAAAACCUCGCGACAUCGGGCCUUCUCGAGAUAUGGCAUGAGAAAGCAGAAAAUGAAUAAAUUUGUCCAUCAAAAUGGACAACAGACCGAGACAUAUGUGCAUAGAUUCAAAAAAUUGCAGGGAUUAUGGCAAUUUCUGAAGUCAAAUAACUUAAUAAAGUGCAUUGACUAUUUCUACUCGGACCCAAUAGAAAACUUUUUUAGUCAGAUGCACGACGAUAAUUUUCGAAACAAUGAAGCAAAGGCCUUUGACAUAGUUGUGAAAAAACUAAAAAAAUAUGUAUCUAAACGAAUACAACUCUUGUUUAUCCUAUUCAUCAUAAAUAUAGUUUUGUUUGUAACAUUAAUCUUAGUAUUAAUAAUACAUUAAGCUAAGGGAUGGCUAAGGGUACAUUUCGGAUUUUGAUGAUGCAUUAGGUAUAGUAAAUUACCUACCAGUUAAAACAAAAAAAAAGUUUAUUCAUUUUAAGCAUUCGUUUACAUUGUACAAAGUUGGUACCUCUUUUUAAGUAUCAAACACCUGGUUUCUUACAAUAUUAAAUAUAAUAAAAAAUAAUAAAAUUAACGUCUCAAUGAAAUAACAAAUCUAGAACAGUUAUUUUAAACUUAAAUUAAAAAGAGACUGAACUGUCCGUGUGUAUGAGUGUGUGUGUGUGUGUGUGUGUGUGUGUGUGUGUGUGUGUGUGUGUGUGUGUGUGUGUGUGUGUGUGUGUAUGUG
Cydia fagiglandana is the source of this 1839-nucleotide messenger RNA. RefSeq names its product fas-associated death domain protein (gene Fadd). Bases 163 to 1491 code for a protein of 442 amino acids. Gene Ontology annotation, biological process: signal transduction. The record is from RefSeq and is a predicted model, not a curated record. Gene Ontology annotation, molecular function: protein binding. NCBI's taxonomy places the organism in Eukaryota, Metazoa, Arthropoda, Insecta, Lepidoptera, Tortricidae. The transcript has 3 exons.